Odocoileus virginianus texanus is the source of this 855-nucleotide messenger RNA. The record is from RefSeq and is a predicted model, not a curated record. Lineage: Eukaryota; Metazoa; Chordata; Mammalia; Artiodactyla; Cervidae.
UGAAGACGCACUACGGCCAGGGUGACCGCAAGCACCCUGCUCUCCAGAAAACCUGCGAGCUCUGCGUUCCACCCCCGGCCAUUCGCUGCUUUCGGGGAAACCAAGAGCCGGCGGAUGGGGCGGUGGAACUCCGAGGUCCCCUCCCAGGGCCUAGGACUCACCCACGAGGGGAACGAGAAAAAUGAGGCGAAAGGAGGAGAUAGAGGUCUCAGCGCAUCACCCCGCCGGCGUUCCAGGGGGACAGGGGAGGUGGAUAAGGGCCACACCCACGCUAUCUGCUCGCGCAGGGCUCGGGGAUCCAACUGGACGCCGGGGUUCGGUGGCGCGUUCCUUCCCACCCCUCUCCAGGCGGAGAGCUUUCAGCCCGCUGCCUCCGCCCCCAAGCUUUUUGGCCUUUCCGACUCCCCGUCCAUUCUAGUCUCGCGGCCGCCCCAGCCGGUAGAAGGCGGGUCUCUGAAGCUGGAGAUUAACUGGUUCGCUGCCGGGUUGGAGGGAGCGGCCGUUUCCCGCAAGGCCCUCCCUUCAGGGCUGGAGCGGCGAGAGCUGAAUCCGGGUCAGCAUUCUCCAGCUCGAGCUUCCCAGGCCCCACCUAGGGGGUCCCUGGGUACCACGCAUUCGAGAGGCAGCCCCCUACGCUGGCAAAACCCGUGGACCUCCGUGCCCGCACUGCCGCUCCGGGCUUCCUUACAGCUUCCCGAGUCUCGAGUUUGCCUUCCCUCUUUUCCUCCCAGUGUAAACCUUGGCGUCAGCGUGUCCUGGUCCCACAGCCCUAUCCCCACCCCACGGCUCUGAGCGAGCCCCCAUCUGUUCAGAUAGGGAACUGAGUCCCAGGAAGACUCCCCAUUCGGCCUAGUU